Formica exsecta is the source of this 2141-nucleotide messenger RNA. RefSeq names its product protein O-glucosyltransferase 2-like. Gene Ontology annotation, cellular component: endomembrane system. NCBI's taxonomy places the organism in Eukaryota, Metazoa, Arthropoda, Insecta, Hymenoptera, Formicidae. The coding region runs from base 495 to 1991 and encodes 498 amino acids. The record is from RefSeq and is a predicted model, not a curated record. The transcript has 8 exons. Gene Ontology annotation, molecular function: glucosyltransferase activity.
UGAGAAUUAUGUUUAAAUCAGUGAGAAAUAAUUUCAUGAAUUUGUUUUGUCAAUUGCAAUCGUCUUCUCAGUUUAUUUUAAUCUGUUUAUCAGCUUCAUAUAAAAAGCAUGCAACGACAGAUAGCAUGUGUUUAUGUAUGUGCACGCAUGUGGAUGUGGGUGCACAUCUAUUAGUAUAUAAUACAUAUAUAUAAAAAAAACUUUUGAAAUGUCAAGAGUAACGCGCGCGAAUAGCCGGUUAUUGAAAAAUUUAUGCAUUUACAAUAAAAGUACAAGUAAGUAUAAGCUCAAAUAGCAAACGCGAUUGUGUAAUAAAGCAUAGCAUGCUAUAAAGCUUACAUCUUCAUAGAUAAUUUAAAUAUUGUACGAUAACUAUAAGCAAAUGUUAUCAUAACCUUAUAAUUAAUUUUCAAAAUUUAAAUUUUCAGUAACGGAGGCAUUAUAUUAAUUCAGGAUAGUUAUACACAUUGUCCGUUUAAAUAUUUCUGACAAUUAUGCGCUACUUAAUAACAUUGUUAUUGUUAUUUGUUUGCGCGAAAGCAAGAAAUCACUUUGAUGUAGAUCCACUGAAAACAAUUGUCUGGGGUCCAGGAUUGAGACCAGCAGCAAUUACAAUGCGUGCCAGAUAUUUCUUUCUACAACUUGUAGAUUUAGAUGGAAGAAAUCUGACAAAAUCUCCUGGUGAAAAUAUAGUUACUGGGCAAGUAUAUGGACAUUCCUUUAAUAAUGUACCAUGCCGCAUAUGGACUCAAAUUUUUGACUGUAAAGAUGGAAGUUUUAUUGUACGCUAUAAAGUUUUUAAUACUUGUUCUAACAUUAAUAUUAAAGUAAAGAUUAAGGGAAAAGAAUUAUCAUUGCCUCAUUCAGAAAUCAAAGGUCCUGUUUAUGAGGAGGAAUGUUACUGUCCAAAUCCAUCUAUCAUUAAUUGGCUAUAUCAUUAUCAAUGCAGACAAAAUUACACUCAAAUACAUGAUGAUCUUUCUCCAUUUUUGAAUAUUGAUUUUGAUCAAAUACGCCAAAGCAUUAUCAAGAGAUAUGAUCAACCAACCAGUGUUAGCAUUUGUCAUUAUGUAUUGAAAUCUAACAGAAUUUAUAGGCAUUGUUAUGGUCAAUACGUUGGCUUUAAAAUAUUUAUGGAUGCCAUAUUGUUGUCGCUCGUACGUAAAGUGGUACUGCCAGACAUUGAAUUUUUUGUAAAUUUGGGUGAUUGGCCACUCGUCCCUGAUACGGGCCCGCUUUAUCCUAUCUUUUCAUGGUGUGGUUCUGGCAAUACUAAAGAUAUUGUUAUGCCUACAUAUGAUAUCACAGAAUCAUCCAUGGAAGCAAUGGGAAGGGUAAUGUUAGAUACACUCUCCGUACAAGGUAACACUGGAUUGUCAUGGGAAAAUAAGACUGAACAAUUAUUUUGGCGUGGACGUGAUUCCAGAAGGGAACGGCUAGAUUUAAUAGAUAUUUCAAGAAAGCAUCCAGAGCUCUUCAAUGUCUCUAUUACUAAUUUCUUCUUCUUUAGGGAUGAAAUGGAUAAAUAUGGGCCUACACAAAACCAUGUAUCAUUUUUUAAUUUUUUUAAGUACAAAUAUCAACUGAAUAUUGAUGGCACAGUAGCAGCAUAUCGAUUCCCAUAUUUACUUGCUGGAGAUUCUUUGGUAUUUAAGCAAGAAUCCAAUUAUUAUGAAUUUUUUUAUAAAGAUCUUAUACCUGGAUUACAUUAUGUACCUGUAAAAAGUGAUCUCUCGGAUCUUGUCGAAAAAAUUAUGUGGGCAAAGGGACAUGACGAGGAUGGAUUGAAGAUUGUUAAAUCUGCCAGACAAUUUGCAAGGGACAAUUUAUUACCACGUGAUAUAUUAUGUUAUUAUACAGUUUUAUUUCAUGAAUGGAGUAAACGCUUAAAGAGUAAAGUUGAAAUACUAGAUAAUAUGGAAGAAGUACCACAACCUAGUCAUUCUUGUCAGUGUCAUUUUAGCAAUUUAAACUUUAGAGAUGAGUUGUAGAAUUUAACAUUUUAUUAUUAAUUUAUACAAUGGAAAUCCACAUUGUCAUAUGAGUAUCAUGUAUGCACAUCUGUUUAGUAAGAUUUUAUAUCUAUCAUUAAUUGUAUGCGUGUGUAUAUGUUAAAAAUAAAAAGAAAUAUGGAUAUCACA